CACAGCCCCGUAGCCUUAUAUAAAACAUUCACCCUCAGAACACUCGGCUAGAAAACACGACCGUGGCGACACAUCGCACUCUGUCUUGUCCAUCUUUGGAGGGAGCUCGUUACAAUGCUUGCUGUUUCGAGGACACUAGAGUUCUCCAACUGUGGAAUUAUGAAUUUAAACACAAUGGACCCAACGACUGACCAACAUUUGAGCUCUGCAGCAGGAGGUAGAGGCAGACAGAGGUCUCACUCCUAUUACAGCCCAGAGGACGCCAAGAACUAUGGACUACAGACACAAACAGAGGAAAAUGUUCUUAGGCCUCGCUCCAGGUCCUUUUAUACCUAUGAGACGUCAGAGCACUAUGCUGACUAUGUGGAGGAAAAUGGUACGAGUUCCAGUGCCCAGCGGCCAAGGGCACGCUCCCUCCUUCAGUACGAGGCAAACAAAAAGGACAAGAGAGAAGGUGAUGGAGUUACAGCUUGGCUCAGUUCCAAGAAGACCAAAUCAAAAUCCAACAAGCAUUCGCCCUCCAAAGAGCUUAAUGGCAGUAGAGGCAGCCUUAAGUCAGUUUCCAUGAUGACCAUCUCCGAAUCUGACAACUGGGAGAUCAGCUCUUGCUCAGGGAUGAAAUAUGGACAGUUUGUGGACUGGGAGAAGAUUGACCCUGAUGCUGCAGAAAAGUACCAACGAUUUCUGAGUAGUAAUCACGAGGAGAUGAAGAUCAUGGGACGUGAGGGUUUCUGGGCCAUGCCCCAUACAUUGAGGGCAAAAGCCUACUAUCACAUCAUCCAUGGUAUCCAUUCCAGAUCUGCUGCUCCAGACAGAGAUAGAUACCAGGAUUUGGCCAAGAAGCUCUUUGGUGAGCAGAAGAUGAGUACCCACCCCGUACCUGAGUAUAUGGAAGCGGGAGAAAUACCCAGGUAUUGCCUCAACAAGGCAGGCCUCAACUCUGUUAAAAAGAUCCUACUUGGCCUUGGCAAUUCUUUCCCGAACAUGAACUUCUGCCCCAUCCUGCCUGCCCUAGUCUCCCUCCUCCUCCACUUUAGUGAGGAUGAAGCAGAGUGUUUCCACAGUGUCUGCGUUCUUAUCUCCUUCAAAGACCCCAACAAGAGUUACAUUGACCAGACUUUCCUCACUUACCGGGCCUCCUGCAUGACCUUCGGAGACCUGGCUAACAAGUACUGCCGCGGCAUCCGCAAGCUGAUUGCCAGCUCACACCAGAACUUGUUUGAGUUCUACUCUGACUGGAUCAUGUGGAUAUUUGCCGACCUUCCAUUUACCUUUGCCAUCAGAGUGCUGGAUGUCUACCUCCUGGAAGGCUAUAAGGUUCUCUACAGGGUGGCCCUGGCUUUGCUGAGCCUCUACAAAGUAUCUGUAUCAUCACGGGUGGCAGAUGUUGAGGACUUCAGGAGGGAUAUGAAGAACUUUGUCGAGAAUAUAGCACGUCAUUGCACAGUUGAAAAGCUUCUGGAAAGGGCUUUCAUGAUCCAGAUGGCCACUCGUAGUGACCUUAACCUUCUCUUCAAUGCCAACAAAGACUCACUGAUGCAGAAAGGCGUCAGCAUCCACCAGAAGAGGCAAUCGGUCCAGACGGUGAAUUUCAGCAACUUCAGCUCCAGCGUUGUGACGGGGACAGAGAUGAGAGUCGUCUGGGCCUGGAUCCCUGAGCGCUUCGCCCUCUUCAGUCCCAUAAGGCUGUUCAGUACAAAUGAACAUGGCCGAAGCCUAGUUUCACUCUAUUCUCAUGUGGAGGGACACGAACCAGCACUGCUGAUUCUCAAAACUGUGGAUGAAGAGGUCUGUGGUGCCUUUCUGUCAACAGAUGUGAUUGAAAGAAAACAGCAUGAAUCUGAGGGGCUCACAUAUUUUGGGACUGGCGAGAGUUUUGUUUUCACACUUCGGCCUAGCAUGGAGCGCUACCAGCGGGCUGUGGUCAACAUCAUGACCAAGAGACCUUUUCCUCAGCAGAAGCGAACCAUCAGCUGUAUCUCUGCCCAGUCCAAUGGUGACCUAUCCCCUGCCCCCUCCAUCCCAGUCAUAACCACCACUACCUUAACCUGCCCUGCUGGGACCCCCCAGGACCCAAGUUACCUCACAAUCCCUUUCACUUCCCCCUCUGAAAUCUCCAAAUCUGCCAAAGAGCCCAAGAGACUCAAAGAACAAGAGGCUUCCAUGUUCAUGGCAGGCGAUGACAGCCAGCUCAUUAUUGGUGGUGAUGGGGGUCAUGCUCUUCGCAUUCAAGCAGACCUGGAGGAAGGACACACAGAGCGAUGUGACACAUUUGCAAGCACCCCACUCUGCAAGGGACACUUUAAGAUCCAGUCUCUGGAAGUAUGGGGGAUCCAGAACUCAAUCUCCUUCUCUCACAACUUCUCUCAAUAAAGUACAGUUCAUCUUUCAUUUCAUUUCAUUAUUAUUUAUUCCGCUCAUGGCAAUGCACAGGUCCAGACAGAAACAAG
This is a messenger RNA of Lampris incognitus (smalleye Pacific opah), 2450 nucleotides long. RefSeq names its product TBC1 domain family member 24-like. The record is from RefSeq and is a predicted model, not a curated record. NCBI's taxonomy places the organism in Eukaryota, Metazoa, Chordata, Actinopteri, Lampriformes, Lampridae. The transcript is spliced from 11 exons. Bases 115 to 2373 code for a protein of 752 amino acids.